UUAUUUCAAUUUUAUUCUAUUCUAUUUUUUUACUAGCAAACAACAGUGGCUUCAAUCCUUCGCUUUUUCUCGUUUUAACAGAAAGACUGGAGAAAAAGAGGAAAAACCGGUCCUUUUACCAAACAAAAGAAAAAGAAAGUAUUCCUUUGGAUUCCUUCUCUUUGAUCUCAUGGAAUGGAAUGCCGUUGUAUUGAUGAUUUUUGGGACUUGGGUCUGAAAAUUCAAGCAAGAAAAUAAGUGAGCCUGUUUUGAAUUUUUCUCUCCUUUCCUCUCUUCUAUUGGGUUUCUUUUGGAUUCUUUUCCCGAAAUUAUUCCAACAAGGUAGGUGGGUCUCUCUUGAUGUUUCCAUUUCUGUCUCUAUUGCUGUGAAUUUGGUUGAUUUUAAGGUGGAUUUCGCAGUAUCAGAGAUCUUGCUUAAUCCUUUUGAGCUCCUACUGCUGAAGAGACUUGGAGAUCUUUGAGGAAAUAAAUUGUAGAGUUUUGUGGCUAUUAAUUUCUCUAGCCUGUAGGAUAGAGAAGACAAUAGAUUUAGAGACUGAUUAUACACCAAAAAAGCAGAGACUGAUCACAGAAAGCUUCAUUUUCUUGCGUGAAGAGCAACCUAUAGUUUCUUGUAGUAAUACGUUUGAAGGAGAGAGAGGAACCCGUAUAGAGAGAUUAUCUGAAAGGGUGUUUUUUUUUAUUCUCUUUUUUUGGUCAAUCUGGAAGGGCGUUGUUUCCGUUUUGUAUUUAUUGUUUUUUUCUUUUCAUAUUCUGUUGCUUGGUGGGUUUGCAACACUUUCGGGUUCAAUUUGUGAUUUUAGUGUGAAAGGAGCUCCUUUUCUUUCAGUUGUUUUUCAUCCUGUUAGUUAUUUUCCUCUCUUUUUUUUCAUUUUUUUUUUCUUUUUGUAUUUGAGUGUUGGAGAGAAAUCAUUUCAAGAUUGUGGAGAUCUGGAACUUGUUUCAUCUCUUAUGCCCCAUGAAAAAUCUUUUUCUUUCCGAAUCCUGCAAAGAAACACAAGUGCAUGCUCUGAAUCCACAAUCAUGGCUUCAAGUUGAAAGAGGGAAGAUCUCCAAAUUUUCCACGCACUCCUCGUCUUCUAUAGAAUCUCUUAUCAAGGUGCCCGAGCCACCCAUCCUCCCAUUCUUUAAGCCCCUUGAUUAUGUUGAUGUUCUAGCUCAAAUUCAUGAAGAACUUGAGUCUUGUCCGCUCUGUGAGAGACCGAACCUUUACUUGCUACAGUUUCAGGUCUUUAGGGGCCUUGGAGAAGUCAAAUUGCUGCGCCGGAGCCUCCGAUCAGCAUGGCUAAAUGCCACCACCGUUCAUGAGAAACUCGUAUUUAGUGCAUGGCUUAAGUAUGAGAAGCAAGGAGAAGAUCUCAUUGCCGACUUGCUUGCCUCAUGCGGGAAAUGCACACAGGAAUUUGGACCGUUAGACAUUGCCUCUCAGCUUCCCACUGAUUUAAACUUGAAUUCCCUUGAAACAGUUGAGAUUGUGGGGAGUCAUAUUUCCAGUACGGUCUUCUUCCAAAUUGGAGAAGAGAAGAUAGCCUGUGAUAGGCAGAAGAUUGCAUCUCUGUCUGCUCCAUUCCAUGCUAUGCUUAACGGAUGUUUCAUGGAAUCACAUCAAGAAGACAUAGAUUUGUCUGAAAAUGGUAUCUCCCCUUCGAGCAUGAGGGUGGUUAGUGAAUUUAGCGGGACAGGCAGUUUGGAAGGGGUUUCUCCUGGUACCUUGUUGGAAAUAUUAAUAUUUGCCAACAAGUUCUGUUGUGAAAGGCUUAAAGAUGCUUGUGAUCGGAAACUUGCAUCUUUGGUCUCCUCAAGACAAGAUGCAAUUGACCUCAUGGAAUAUGCACUUGAAGAGAAUGCCCCAGUCCUUGCUGCUUCAUGUUUACAAGUGUUUUUACAUGAACUUCCUGAUUGUUUGAAUGAUGAUCGGGUGGUUAAGAUAUUCAGCAUUACUAAUAAGCAGCAGAGAUCAAUCAUGGUGGGGUCUGCUUCAUUCUCACUCUAUUGUCUAUUGAGUGAGGUAGCCAUGAACGGUGAUCCCCAGUCAGAUGUAACAGCCUGUUUCUUGGAACGGUUGGUAGAGUCAGCAACAACUAGUAGGCAGAGACAGUUGGCCUUUCAUCAGUUGGGAUGUGUGAGGCUUCUGAGGAAAGAAUAUGAUGAAGCUGAGCAACUCUUUGAGGCAGCUUUCAAUGAGGGCCAUGUUUAUUCUGUUGCAGGUUUGGCUAGGCUGGGUUUUAUCAGAGGCCAUAAACUUUGGUCAUAUGAGAAGUUAAGCUCUACUAUUUCUUCCUAUACCCCUCUUGGGUGGAUGUACCAGGAGAGGUCACUAUACUGUGAAGGUGACAAAAAGUUGGAAGACCUUGAAAAGGCAACAGAGUUGGACCCAACACUGAACUAUCCAUACAUGUAUCGGGCCGCAUCAUUGAUGAGGAAGCAAAAUGUUCAAGCUGCUUUGGGGGAAAUCAAUCGGAUUCUUGGAUUCAAGUUGGCAUUAGAAUGCUUGGAACUUCGGUUCUGUUUCUAUCUGGCGCUUGAGGAUUACCAAGCUGCCUUGUGUGAUGUUCAGGCCAUUCUUACACUUUCUCCAGAAUAUAGGAUGUUUGAAGGGCGGGUGGCAGCUUCUCAACUCCGUACUCUUGUACAUGAGCAUGUUGAGAAUUGGACAACCGCAGAUUGUUGGUUACAAUUAUAUGACCGAUGGUCUUCAGUUGAUGAUAUUGGGUCCCUCUCAGUUAUCUAUCAGAUGCUUGAAUCUGAUGCAGCAAAAGGUGUGCUAUACUUCAGACAGUCUUUGCUUCUCCUUAGGUUAAACUGUCCUGAUGCAGCCAUGCGAAGUCUACAACUGGCACGCCAGCAUGCAUCAAGUGAACAUGAGCGCCUGGUUUACGAGGGGUGGAUCUUAUAUGAUACAGGUCAUUAUGAAGAAGGGCUUCGCAAGGCUGAAAAGUCAAUCAACCUUAAGAGAUCUUUUGAGGCCUAUUUUCUAAAAGCCUAUGCUUUGGCAGACUCUAGCCAAGACCCUUCUUGUUCUUCAACUGUUGUUUCACUUCUAGAGGAUGCACUUAAGUGUCCUUCGGACAGGCUUCGCAAAGGACAAGCCCUGAACAAUCUUGGUAGCGUGUAUGUUGAUUGUGGAAAACUGGAUUUGGCAGCUGAUUGCUACAUUAAUGCCCUCAAGAUCCGGCACACCCGAGCCCACCAGGGUCUUGCUAGGGUCCAUUACCUUAGGAAUGACCGUAAUGCUGCAUAUGAGGAAAUGACAAAACUAAUUGAGAAAGCUCAGAAUAAUGCAUCAGCAUAUGAAAAGAGGUCUGAAUAUUGUGAGCGUGAACUCACAAAGGCAGAUCUGGAGAUGGUAACUCGAUUAGAUCCACUCCGUGUCUAUCCUUACAGAUACCGAGCUGCAGUGCUGAUGGACAACCACAAGGAAAAGGAAGCGAUUGCAGAACUAUCAAGAGCAAUAGCUUUCAAAGCUGACCUCCACCUUCUACACCUGCGAGCAGCAUUCCAUGAGCACAUUGGAGAUAUAUCUGGUGCCCUGCGUGACUGCCGAGCUGCUCUCUCUGUGGACCCCAACCAUCAAGAGAUGCUGGAGCUCCACAGCCGUGUGAACAGCCAAGAACCUUGAGGGGAUCCCAAAAGGGAAAUUGUACACUAGACUAGAUAUAGCAAGCAUAUCUAAUUAUCUAUUGUUAUUUUUACUUUUUUUUUUUUUAUCUUUUGUAAUCUAUGCAAUCAGGUACGCAGUAAUUUAAUUUUGUCAAAAUAUUCAAAUUUUGCCCUUUCACGCAAUUUUUAUUAUGUGAAAGGAGAAAAUUGUUAAAAAAUUAUAUA
Molecule: messenger RNA, 3825 nt
Organism: Nelumbo nucifera (sacred lotus)
Lineage: Eukaryota; Viridiplantae; Streptophyta; Magnoliopsida; Proteales; Nelumbonaceae
Product: ETO1-like protein 1
Biological process (GO): negative regulation of ethylene-activated signaling pathway
Molecular function (GO): protein binding
Source: RefSeq, a predicted model, not a curated record